AUGUCGGGCUCCUCAGCCAUGACGAACGGCGGAGGUGCCUCCUUCAUGGAUGUGGACAGCCAGCCGCCUGGCGGCUCUAAAUUCACCGAUCUGCCAGACGAGAUCCAACACAUCACCGCGGAUAUUAUGCCUCUAAGCCUACUCCUGACUAGAUUGUCACAAUGGACUCACACGAAGUUGCAAGACGAGAUCGCAUACCUUGCCUCCAAACCCUUACCACAAGCCGUCCUGAAUGGCAACACCAACCACCAAUCCGCGGAUAAUCACGACACCUCGCAGGAGAGUCUUGAAAAGAAGGUUCAUCUCCUCAACUUCCUGCAGGAUAUGCAUUCAAAAUGGGUCAAGACCCUUGUCAUCACCGAAUGGAGCAAAAAGGCAGCUCAGGUUGGAGCCCUGAUUGACAUCAGGGUACAUAUGUUGACCAAACAGGCUCACUACCAAGAACUCUUCUGGGAGUUGAUCAGGAUGAAGCAGGAUCUUCACUGGGCGAAAGUGCCGGGCCCAGAUCUGAAGACGGCUCUGGAAGUUCUGACAACUGGUCAAGCGUCCUGGAUGCCCGAGGAGAAAGAAGCGUUUAUCGACAACAUCAAUACCAUGCUAAGCGUACGACUCACCUUCGACGAACACGAAAAGAUCCCGGCUGCUUUCCGUGACUAUAACAUCUCGAACGGAAGGGUCACGUUCAAAGUGAAGGGAGAGUUUGAAGUCGACCUGACGAUUGGUGAUGAGGACUUUGAGCAGCAAUUCUGGUUCAUCGACUUCCGCUUUCUUUUCACCCCUGCUCCAGCAGAGCUGUCGCAUGGUGUGCGCACUUUCCUCGAGAACAAAGUCAACACAAUCCUGGGCGAUCAGGGCUUGGCUGGGUGCUAUAACUAUCUUCAUGAGUUCAAGAUUGUUGAGUUCCGUCGUCAGGCAACGGAACUGGCAAUGGGCAGGUGGGUUGAUACCCUGAAGGUCGAGAAACUCAACCGUGCCAUGUCUAUCCAGUACUGGCUCAAGCCUCCGCACGGUCUGGAGGGCCCUUCUUCACAAACUGCCAAGAGCUGGGUUUUGCUAGGGGUAUGGAGCGGAAAGGGCGUCGAAGGAGACCUUGAUUCGAAGCCUUCAAGUUACAUCAGCCUACGUUGGUUCCGCGACAACAAGGAGACUAUUUCUGCGGAAAAGCUCCUGACGGCGGUUAUUGCAAGUCACGUUGAAUACAUACUCACAUCGAUAUCUAGCAAGCUUCUCAGCAAACCUCGGUUUGCACAGAAGCAUGCAAGACUUGACUUGGAGAUUUCAAAGGAGGAGCCGCAGAAUUCUUCUUUGGCCGUACAACUAUUCGACAAUGACAAGGCUGUCAUCAAGAUCGAACCACUGACGGGCUUUUUUACACUGUUCCCGCGGUCCCCGGUCUUCUUGAAGGGACAAAUGAAGCUGAAUACCAGUUCCAAUGCGGCGGAAGAAGGCGCAAACCUUAUGGAGCAACUAAGAUUUGACCAUACAGUCAAGGAUCUCAACAGCCGUGUAAGGAGUAUAGGCUGGAUCUCGGAAGCUUUCAAGGCAGUUUGGCUCAGAAAGGCAAAUUGGAUGACACGACAAUGGUUCGUCAUGAUGAGCAUGAUUCUUGGUGGUGACCAAUGGUGGCUAGUUGACCUCUCACCACCAAGCCUAACUUCCCCCGCCGGCCGCCUGAGGCUGUUCACCAAAAUGCCCAUGACGUCCAACCAACUAACGUUGUCGGACACCUUCUUCCGAAAUUUGUCGGUCUACGCCGCUGGCAUGAUUUCACAUAUCACCGAUCUUCGCAAGCUACAUACCCUCAAAAAUCACACCGGCACUCGAGUUAGGCUGCCUACGAUUUAUGUGCGGCUAUCGGAAUGCUUCAACAAACGUCCUGGAUCCAGCAGUCGUACCUUGACGUGGGCAAAGGCUCGUACCCAUCAUCUUCAAGAGUCCGGACUCACACAGGUGACCCAAGAGGGCCCAGCAGAUGCCACACAGCCGCUCAGGAACAAGUUCAAAUCUCUGCGCGGAAAUGUAGACCACGAUGUGGUGUACAACCAUCGUACCGGCCAGUUCUCGCUUAAGCUGCGAGCGGAUAUGGGUACUCCCGUAGUCGAUUUUGCUCGCCGAUCGCGUACAGGCCCUGGAACGCUUGAUGGAGUUGUUGUUGAGGCCAUAAGACUGGCUGUGUUGCGCUCCGCGAGGGUUGUUUUCACCUACAGCAACGACCCAGCAGAACCUGUUUCCGGUCCAUCACAGGGUCCUCGUGCAUGGAGCGUACACCUAGACCUCCCCAAAGAUGCCAAGAUAUGUUGCAAGAAAUGGCCCAGUCCUACCAAGACCGAGCUUCUAACCGUCUACCUUCCAUUCUCUCUGCCGCUCAUUGCGGCGAAGAACGCAGGCAAUGUGGCGAUCGUGGUAAAAGCGGCAGAGUGGGUAACGAUUAGGUUCUCGCUCUCUGCUCCGACUACUCGGCGACUGUUGUGCCUUGAUAUCAGGACCAUGGGCCGCAAAGGUAGACUGUUGUGGCACGGGCACGAACGACCUCUUAACGCCCCGCAGGAUGAGUUUGAUACCUCCCUCCAGCGGUCGGUAUGGCACGCUCAUGGCGAUGGAAGGAAAAGCUUCGGUACCAGCGCCGCUGCUGACCCAAAGAUCGGCAUUGAAACGCUGUUAUGCGAGUCAGUGAAAUCGCUGGUCGGUACACUUCCCCCACCGCCCAUCACCGCUCCCCAUCAAGGAGGCGCACAAACACCCCAGGAGCUAGGAAUGCCCCCGCAACGACCGAAGCAGCAACCACCUCCACCAUCCCAACCACAACAGCAGCACCGGCCCGUUAACCAACCGCAAGCCCAGCCUCAGCCUCAGGCCCAGCCCCAUACUCAGCAGGCUCAGCUCCAAGCUCAGCGCCAGGCACAAGCCCGCGCCAACAACAACAGAUUCGUCAACCGCGCGCAUCCCGGCCAGCCACCACAACAGCGGCAGCCUGGCCCUCAAACCCAGGCACAACAGCAGCAACAGCAGCAACAGCGGUACCAGAUCCAGCAACAAGCACAAGCGAUGCAGCGAAUGCAGCAACAGCAACAACAGCAGGCCGCCCAACAACAUGCCCAACAGCAAGGCCAGGCCCAACAAGGCCAAAGACCCGUUCACGGCCAAGGAGGUCCUCAGGGCCCGGGUCAAGGUGGUGCUGGUGGUGGUAUGGGUGGGAAGAAUGCCCCUGUGGUAGUUAUCGACUAA
Messenger RNA from Neurospora tetraspora, 3225 nucleotides. Its product is annotated as mediator of RNA polymerase II transcription subunit 14. NCBI's taxonomy places the organism in Eukaryota, Fungi, Ascomycota, Sordariomycetes, Sordariales, Sordariaceae. Gene Ontology annotation, cellular component: mediator complex; core mediator complex. Gene Ontology annotation, molecular function: transcription coregulator activity. The record is from RefSeq and is a predicted model, not a curated record. The transcript has 18 exons. Gene Ontology annotation, biological process: regulation of transcription by RNA polymerase II. Bases 1 to 3225 code for a protein of 1074 amino acids.